This is a messenger RNA of Porites evermanni, 1022 nucleotides long. The record is from the annotation of a GenBank genome assembly. NCBI's taxonomy places the organism in Eukaryota, Metazoa, Cnidaria, Anthozoa, Scleractinia, Poritidae.
AGAUCACUUUAUUCACAAUUCGAGAUCAUUCCUCUUGACAAGUGGGAAAUUUUGCCUGAGCAAAUAAAAUACGAGGAAGAGCUGGGAAGAGGAGCGUUUGGCGUGGUUUACAAAGCAACCUAUACAAAAAGAAUUGGGAUGGAGGUGUUUGACACUAAGAUUUCAGAGCGGACUUUAUUAUCGACUAAGACAACACCUCAGGUGGUUGCUGUCAAAGUUCUGCAUGGUGAGAAAUAGUGUUCAUGAUCGGAGACAAAGCCAUGACCUUUUUGAUUUUGUGGUGUAUUUUAGUCCCCUUUUAUCAAGGUGCACCACUCUAAAGCUUCUCAAUAUUCUUUAAAGUUGGGAUGUUCAUUCGUAAGAGAAUGUUGUGUCUUUAAGACCACAAAUUUGGAGCUGCAUUUCUGCUUCCGGUCAUCGUAAACGUCAGGGCUCGAUUCCCGGUCAAGCUUGGAUUUUUUUAAAUUUACUAUCCUUUUUAUUGGGUAUAAGCAGAUCAUCGUCCGUAAGUAAUUAUCUGUAGUGACAUAUUUGCCUAUAGACCAAUCAAAACUUUGGAAGAAUAAUUUAAUUUGAAUGCAUAUCAUGAUAGAAGAGGAUCUAACCAACCCAUAAGUCAAUGCCACUUUAUCUGUUUUCUAGACAUUACACUGUUGAAUAUAUCUGUUCUCUUUAAUUGUGCAUCAGAAGCUAGAAUGGGUUCCAGAAAACAAUGGGUGAAAAUAACUUUGAUAGCAAAAAAAGUGAACAAAAAAUGCAGUCACAAAGAACAAAAAUAAGUGACUUCACGCCAUUGUAUUUGACCACCACUAGAUGAUCCAUCCGACGCGCAGAAAGAAGAGUUGACGCUUGAAAUCGAGCAAAUGAAGCUGUUGGGCUCACACACGAAUAUUGUAUCCUUGGUUGGAUGCCACACGCUUAAGGAUCAAAACUUUUUGGUCAUAGAAUACGUUCCGUCUGGUGACCUCCUGACGUGGCUACGCCGUAAAAGAAACGAGGUAACGGAGGGAAGAAAAGUCUAG